AUGGUUUCUCCCUCACACCCAAACUCUAACCAACUGAUGAACAAUGCCUUUGAAGAGCUGCUGGCCUUCCAGCGGGCCCUGAAGGACCUGGUGGCCUCUGUUGACGGCACCUACGCUAAGCAGUACGAGGAGUUCUUCAUCGGCCUGGAGGGGAGCUUUGGAUCCAAGCAUGUCUCCCCCCGAACGCUCACCUCCCGACUGCUGGGCAGCAUGGUUUGUGUGGAGGGCAUCAUUACAAAGUGUUCCCUCGUCCGUCCCAAAGUAGUGCGCAGCGUUCACUACUGUCCAGCCACUAAGAAGACGAUGGAGAGGAAGUACACGGACCUGACCUCCCUGGAUGCCUUCCCCUCCAGUGCCAUUUACCCCACCAAGGACGAAGAGAACAAUCCUCUGGAGACGGAGUUUGGGCUGUCCAUCUACAAGGACCACCAAACCAUCACAGUGCAGGAGAUGCCUGAGAAAGCUCCUGCUGGCCAACUUCCGCGCUCUGUGGACAUCAUUUUGGACAACGACCUGGUGGAUGCAGUCAAACCAGGAGACCGGGUGCAGGUGGUUGGGACGUACCGCUGUCUGCCUGGCAAGAAGGGAGGCUUCACCUCUGGCACGUUCAGGACCAUCAUGAUCGCCUGCCACAUCAAACAAAUGACCAAGGAGGUGUCGCCGUGCUUUACCGCUGACGACGUGGCCAAAAUCAGGAACUUCAGUCAGACUCGUUCCAAAGACGUGUUCGAUCAGCUCGCUCGUUCCUUGGCUCCCAGUAUCCACGGCCACGAGUACAUCAAGAAGGCCAUCCUCUGCAUGUUGCUGGGAGGCGUGGAGAAGGUCCUCGAGAACGGCUCGCGAAUCAGAGGAGACAUCAACAUCCUGCUUAUCGACGCGUACGCCACGUCGACGUUUGAGAUCGGUUCAAACGUUGGCGUUCAAGCGUUACACACCUGGAAACACCUGCUCAACACCAACAUUUGUCCUCCACCAGGCGAGCGGCGUCUCGAGGCGGGGGCCAUGGUGCUGGCUGACCGCGGCGUGGUGUGCAUCGACGAGUUCGACAAGAUGUCCGACAUGGACCGCACAGCCAUCCACGAGGUGAUGGAGCAGGGCCGCGUCACGAUCGCCAAGGCCGGUAUCCACGCCCGUCUCAACGCCCGCUGCUCCGUACUGGCUGCUGCCAACCCCGUCUACGGCCGAUACGAUCAGUAUAAAACGCCCAUGGACAACAUCGGCCUCCAGGACUCGCUGCUGUCGCGUUUUGACCUCCUCUUCAUCGUGCUGGAUCAGAUGGACCCCGAGCAGGAUCGCGAGAUCUCCGACCACGUGCUCAGGAUGCACCGCUACCGUGACCCCCGCGAGCAGGAGGGAGCCGCCAUGGCUUUGGGCGGGACCGUGGACGUCCUGGCGACAGACGAUCCAGACGCUGCGGUCGAGGAGCACGAGGAGCUGCAGAUCUACGAGAAGCACAACAACCUGCUGCACGGGAGCAAGAGGAAGAGGGAUAAAAUUGUGAGUAAGGAGUUCAUGAGGAAGUACAUCCACAUCGCCAAGGCUGUGACUCCUGUGCUCACAGAGGAGGCGGCCAAUCACAUCGCAGAGGAGUACUCGAGGCUGAGGAGUCAGGAACAGCUGGGGGCCGAUCUGGCGAGGGUGAGCGCGAGCCGACAAAUCCUUCAUGUUCGGUUCUGCAUCACGUCUCACUUUGGUGUUUGUUCUUCAGUCCAGGCUGGCACCCCGAAACCAGCCAAGCCGAGAGAGGACGAGCCCAUGGACGCCUCGCUGCAGGCUGAAGACGCUGAGCUGUCUGCAGAGAGGCUGAAGGAGUUCAAGUCGUCGCUGUUCGCCGUGUUCCAGUCUGCUCACGCUCAGUCGGUGAAGAUGAGCGCGCUGAUGGACGCCAUCAACAAGGAGCGUCAGAACGUGUUUGCAGAGGCCGAGGUGCGUGGCGCUUUGGCCCGCAUGCAGGAUGACAACCAAGUCAUGGUGGCUGAUGACAUCAUCUUCCUCAUUUGAGACAGAAAUAAAUUACUUGGACUUUUAAGAAGCCGUGGAAGAUAGCACGCCCCCCGCCGUUCAUCUGUCACGUUUGCUUUGGUGUCAGCAGCUCAGCUCUGCAAACUGGGAGAAGAUAAAGUUUAUUCAUGCACUUGUUUCAGUUCAUGGUGGAAACGUUGCCUGAGAGCGUCUUUGGUUUCAAACAUCGUCACCGACGCUCUUUUACCUGCGUUUGUCUCUUCUGGGCUUGUAUAUAGUUGACGUGUUGUUGUGAAAUAUAAAAAAAUAAAAUGUCAUUGUUGGUGUGAAAAA
Molecule: messenger RNA, 2295 nt
Organism: Neolamprologus brichardi
Lineage: Eukaryota; Metazoa; Chordata; Actinopteri; Cichliformes; Cichlidae
Source: RefSeq, a predicted model, not a curated record